Malaya genurostris is the source of this 2220-nucleotide messenger RNA. RefSeq lists its product as uncharacterized. The transcript has a single exon. Bases 1 to 2220 code for a protein of 739 amino acids. The record is from RefSeq and is a predicted model, not a curated record. Lineage: Eukaryota; Metazoa; Arthropoda; Insecta; Diptera; Culicidae.
AUGAGACUUGACGAACAGCAAAAUUCCUAUGAGAAACGUAUUCGGGAAAAGGAUUUGGAGCUAGAACGGGCAUUGAAUAAACAGCAGCAGGUGUUCAAUCAUCGGAUGCAGGCCUUUCGAGCGGAUCGACUUCGACCGAACGCGAACUCGACGGUGAUACCAAACGUGAAUGCGGUGGCGGAGCAAAACGCUCAGGGAAUUUCUCACCAGAUAGAGCAACAGUUAUCGGCGAUGGCGGAGAAACAAGCGCUAGAGUUGCAGCAUCUCGAGAGACGUCUUCUUUCACAGUUUGGUGUGGGAAAUUUUGUACCAAGUCCGGGAAAUAAUGCUACGCAAAUAAAUUCUGUUGCGCAUGAUUCUGUUUCUGACUCCAGUAAUAGUUCUUCGUUCGAUGAGCCGCAGGAGCCAAGCAGAAGUCAGCUGGCAGCCCGUUCAGCGAUUUCGAAGGAGUUACCUUUAUUUACGGGAGAUCCGGAAGAAUGGCCGCUAUUUUUUGCAAGCUUUGAGAGCUCUACAAGAAUAUGCGGAUUUACGGAGGAAGAGAAUUUGCUUAGAUUACAACGCAGCUUGAAAGGAAAGGCGCUAGAGGCGGUUCGUAGUCGUUUGUUGUACCCGUCUGGACUAAAAGGUGUAAUGAAAACGUUGCGAACAUUGUUUGGCCGUCCGGAAGUAGUAGUACACUCGUUAAUUUGUCGUAUCAGAGAUAUGCCGUCGCCAAAGGCGGAGAAACUGAGUACGCUCAUUGAUUUUGGUGUUGCCGUUCAGAACAUGUGUGCUAUGAUUAAAGCAUGUGGCUUGCAAGAACAUUUAUGCAACGUGGCUCUGCUGCAAGAAUUGGUGGAAAGGUUACCUUCAAGUAUAAAGUUAACGUGGGCGAUGCACCGUCAGAAAAUGAAUACAGCUACAUUAUCUGAUUUCAGCGACUGGCUCGAAACAUUAGUCGAAGCGGCUUGUAUUGUCACUAUUCCUACUACUUUGUCUGCAAGCGGAACCAAAACGGAUAAACGUGGUCGCAGAGAGGAUAUACACGUACAUGCUGAAGCUAGUUGCAGUGUUCCGCUGCAGCCAAAUCUGAAGUCUGCGAAGACAUCCGUGAAAGAAUGCAUCAUUUGUCGUGGAGUUUGCAGCAGUGCUGCCGGAUGUAAGGCGUUUCAUAAUCUCUCAGUAGGCGAUCGAUGGAUGACGUUGAGAAAACAUAAGCUUUGCCGCAAAUGUUUGAAAAGGCAUUUCGGGGCAUGCGAAGUCAAAAAAUCAUGCGGCCGGAAUGGUUGCUUAUAUAUGCACCACGAAUUACUUCAUGAUGAUUCCAGAUAUCAACAGAGAUUAGCUCAACCAACAAUACAGCAAACAGUAAGCCAGAAUUCACACAACGAUAACGUUGGAAAAGUUCUAUUUCGUUAUGUUCCAAUUACGGUUCAUGGUCGUACGAAGUCUAUAAGAACAUACGCCUUCCUGGAUGACGGAUCGUCAGCCACCUUGAUGGAGCAUAGUCUCUUGAAGGAGCUUCAACUGGAUGGUGAACCGCAGCCGCUUUAUCUGAAUUGGACAUCUAAUCAGCAUCGCGAGGAAAAGGAUUCUGUCAAACUUGCACUGCAGAUUUCAGGAAUCCAAAGCGCGAGCAAGACACAUCUGAUACCAAAAGUUCACACUGUGCAUCAUCUAGCAUUACCGCGCCAAUCGUUAUCGUUCGAAAACAUGAAACUCCGAUACGGUCACCUGAAAGGACUCUCCAUCGAUUCAUAUACAGAUGUGUCUCCCAGAAUCCUGAUAGGAAUCGAUAACUGUCACUUGGGUCAUGCAAUCGAUAGUCGAGAAGGAGAUGUAGAUGAACCUACAGCAGCAAGAACACGACUUGGCUGGCUUGUAUACGGACCCUGUAAGGUCGGACCCCCAUCAACGGAUCAUGCAGCGUAUCACAGUUUCCACAUAUGUUCUUGUAGCAAAGAAGCCGAUGAAAGUGUACAAAAGGCAGUUAAAGAGUAUUUUUCGCUGGAUAGUAUUGGUGUAGCGGUUCCGUCGAAGCUGAUAUUAUCGAAGGAAGAUGAAAGAGUGGUCAAGCUGUUAACGUCGCUCACACAGUUCAAGGGUAGCAGAUAUGAGACGGGAUUAUUAUGGAAGUACGAUAACUUUCACUUACCGGAGAGCAGAACGAUGGCAACUAAGAGACUGAUAUGUUUGGAGAAACGGUUACAAAACGACUCGCAGUUUUGGAAACCAUGA